GCGGAGGAGCGGCGGUCGCAGUGUCGUCGCGGCCUGGCGACGCGGCUCCCGCUGGACACGCUGCCCCGAGUGCGCAAGCCGCCCACGGUUGCCUGCGGCGGUCCGGGUGAGCCCCGGAGCGCCCGGCGUUCCCCGAGGGCGGGCGUGCCCGAGCGCCGCGGAGGACCCCUGGCGCCGGCUCAGCCCGUGGGAGCGCGGGGUCCCUGCGGGGCCGCCGGCCGGCUUCCGGCGCCGCGAAGUCCCCAACUCCCCGCCGCCGCGGCUGUUGGGGCCCAGCGCCGCCCCAGACCCGUCGCAGCCGCCGGAGAAAGGAGAGUCAUGAAAAAGGAAGAGAAAAGAGACGGCAUGGUCACUGUUGAUGAAAGGGGAGUUUUCUUUUCCCGUUGAUGGUUACUCCAUGAUUGGAAAAGAUGUGCCUAGGUGGCUGAAGAGAUUAGAUUUUUAUAGUUGUAUUGAUGAAGCUGAUAGAAGAAGACAUCAAAAUGCUUUCCUGUGUCAUAUAGACUGAUGAGUCAGUAAGCCUGGAAAAGACAUUUGAAAUGAAGGCAGGAGUUUGAAUAUUUUUAAAUCACAUAGGACUUUGAACACUUUUUGAAGAUGUUUUUAUCCCCAAAAUGGAAGAAGAAAUAGUUCACAAACCAAGAAGCAUAAAAUAUUGAAAGGAAUAAUCAGUGAUUCCACUCAUUCCAAGAAUGUUAGUACUUUGCCAUGGUCUUCAGUCAAACACACAGAAACAAGUCAUACACGUGUGGUGAGUGUAUCACCAGUGAUGACUUGCUGUGCUACAAAUGACUCUUAAUUUUAAUUUUGGAGUGCUUUUUCUUUCUUGUACCAUGUAUGAUUUGAUUCUUCUGUUCAAAUAGACUAAUGUAAAGGAAGUAAAUGCUGCAUUUAUAGUAAUUUUGACUAUUACCACUGUUCCUCUGUUACAGAAAAAUUAGAGGUAUUAAUAUUCCUUGAAAUUUACUGGAACAGAACUGUGCCAGGGAUACAGAUGCGCUAUGUAAACUUUUCUCUUUUUGGCAAAUGUACUUGCUUUGAAUGAGCUGAAUGUCAGCAUAGAAGAUUUUAAAUUCAGUUUAAUCAAGAUCUUUAAUAUAUGCUUUAUAUUAGCCAGAUGGAAAACACAUUAAACACCCUAUUUGUUAUGUAUGCCUAAGGAAAGUAUCUUCCCCAUGGAUCAUGGCGUUAAUGUUUACAGGACAUUUCCUAAUUUUAACAUUAGUGAUGUUUGGUUUCUCUACUCUUGAAGAGUCUGUGAGUAAUUACUCUGAAUGGGCAGUUUUCACAGAUGAUAUAGAUCAGUUUAAGACACAGAAAGUGCAAGAUUUCAGACCCAACCAAAAGCUGAGGAGAAGUAUGCUUCAUCCAAGUUUAUAUUUUGAUGCUGGAGAAAUCCAAGCAAUGAGACAAAAGUCUCGCACAAGCCAUUUGCAUCUUUUUAGAGCUAUCAGAAGUGCAGUGACAGUUAUGCUGUCCAACCCAACAUACUACCUACCUCCACCCAAGCAUGCCGAUUUUGCUGCCAAGUGGAAUGAAAUUUAUGGUAACAAUCUGCCUCCUUUAGCAUUGUACUGUUUGUUAUGUCCAGAAGACAAAGUUGCCUUUGAAUUUGUCUUGGAAUACAUGGACCGGAUGGUAAGCUACAAAGAUUGGCUGGUUGAGAAUGCACCAGGAGAUGAGGUUCCGGUUGGCCAUUCGUUAACAGGUUUUGCCACUGCCUUUGACUUUUUAUAUAACUUAUUAGAUAAUCAUCGAAGACAAAGAUAUCUGGAAAAAAUAUGGGUUAUUACUGAGGAAAUGUAUGAAUACUCCAAGGUCCGCUCAUGGGGCAAACAACUUCUCCAUAACCAUCAGGCUACCAAUAUGAUAGCAGUACUCACAGGGGCCUUGGUUACUGGGGUAGAUAAAGGAUCUAAAGCAAAUAUAUGGAAACAGGUUGUAGUAGAUGUCAUGGAAAAGACAAUGUUUCUAUUGAAUCACAUUGUUGAUGGCUCCUUGGAUGAAGGUGUGGCCUAUGGAAGCUACACAGCUAAAUCAGUUAUGCAGUAUGUUUUUUUGGCACAGCGCCAUUUUAAUAUCAACAACUUGGAUAAUAACUGGUUAAAAAUGCACUUUUGGUUCUACUAUGCCACCCUUUUGCCAGGCUUCCAAAGAACUGUGGGUAUAGCAGAUUCUAAUUAUAAUUGGUUUUAUGGUCCAGAGAGUCAGCUAGUUUUCUUGGAUAAGUUUAUCUUAAAGAAUGGAGCAGGAAAUUGGUUAGCUCAGCAAAUUAGAAAGCAUCGACCCAAAGAUGGACCCAUGGUUCCAUCCACUGCCCAGAGGUGGAGUACUCUCCACACAGAAUACAUCUGGUAUGAUCCACAACUAACCCCACAGCCCCCUGCUGACUAUGGUACUGCAAAGAUGCACACAUUUCCUAACUGGGGAGUUGUCACUUAUGGGGCUGGGCUGCCAAACACACAAACCAAUACCUUUGUGUCCUUCAAAUCUGGGAAGCUGGGGGGAAGAGCUGUGUAUGACAUAGUUCACUUUCAGCCAUACUCCUGGAUUGAUGGGUGGAGAAGCUUUAACCCUGGACAUGAACAUCCAGAUCAGAACUCAUUUACAUUUGCCCCCAAUGGGCAAGUUUUUGUUUCUGAAGCUCUCUAUGGACCAAAGUUGAGCCACCUUAACAAUGUAUUGGUGUUUGCUCCGUCACCCUCAAGCCAAUGUAAUAAGCCCUGGGAAGGCCAACUGGGAGAAUGUGCACAGUGGCUCAAGUGGACUGGUGAGGAAGUUGGUGACUCAGCAGGGGAAAUCAUCACUGCCUCUCAACAUGGGGAAAUGAUAUUUGUGAGUGGGGAAGCAGUAUCUGCUUAUUCUUCAGCAAUGAGACUGAAAAGUGUGUAUCGUGCUUUACUCCUCUUAAAUUCUCAAACUCUGCUAGUCGUUGACCACAUUGAGAGGCAAGAAGCUUCCCCGAUAAAUUCUGUCAGUGCCUUCUUUCAUAACCUGGAUAUUGAUUUUAAAUACAUCCCAUAUAGGUUUAUGAAUAGGUAUAAUGGUGCCAUGAUGGAUGUAUGGGAUGCACACUACAAAAUGUUCUGGUUUGAUCACCGUGGCAAUAGCCCCAUGGCUAGUAUACAGGAAGCAGAACAAGCAGCUGAAUUUAAGAAACGGUGGACUCAGUUUGUUAAUGUGACCUUUCAGAUGGAAUCCACAAUCACAAGAAUUGCAUAUGUCUUUUAUGGGCCAUAUGUCAAUGUUUCCAGCUGCAGAUUCAUUGAUAAUUCCAAUUCUGGACUUCAGAUUUCUCUCAAUGUCAAUAACACUGAACACGUUGUUUCCAUUGUAACUGACUACCACAACCUGAAAACAAGAUUCAAUUACCUGGGAUUUGGUGGCUUUGCCAAUGUGGCUGACCAAGGCCAAAUAACCCGAUUUGGUUUGGGUACUCAAGCAAUAGUACUGCCUAUACGACAAGAUAGAGCUAUUUUCCCCUUUGGAUUUAAGUUUAACAUAGCAAUUGGAUUAAUUUUGUGCAUUAGUUUGGUGAUUUUAACAUUUCAAUGGCGGUUUUACCUUUCUUUUAGAAAACUAAUGCGUUGGAUACUAAUACUUGUUAUUGCCUUGUGGGUUAUUGAGCUUCUAGAUGUAUGGAGCACUUGCACUCAGCCCAUCUGUGCAAAAUGGACAAGAACAGGAACUGAGACAAGCAAGAAGUCUGUGUCUUCCAAGGGGCUCUACGUGGAUCUUCCUGAUGUUGUCAUUACCUCACUUCCUGGUUCCGGAGCCGAAAUACUUAAACAACUUUUUUUCAACAGUAGUGACUUUCUCUACAUCAGAGUUCCUACAGCCUACAUUGAUAUCCCUGAAACGGAAUUUGAAAUUGAUUCAUUUGUAGAUGCUUGUGAAUGGAAGGUAUCAGAUAUCCACAGUGGGCAUUUCCGUUUACUUCGAGGCUGGUUGCAGUCUUUAGUCCAGGACACAAAACUACAUUUACAAAACAUCCAUCUGCAUGAGACCAGUAGGGGUAAACUGGCCCAAUAUUUUACAACAAAUAAGGACAAGAAAAGAAAAUUGAAAAGGAGAGAGUCUUUGCUGGAACAAAGAAGUAGAAUGAAAGGCGCUUUUGACAGAGAUGCUGAAUAUAUUAGGGCUUUGAGGAGACACCUGGUCUAUUACCCAAGUGCACGUCCUGUGCUUAGUUUAAGUAGCGGUAGCUGGACAUUGAAGCUUCAUUUUUUUCAGGAAGUAUUAGGAGCUUCGAUGAGGGCAUUGUAUAUUGUAAGAGACCCUCGGGCCUGGAUUUAUUCAAUGCUGUACAGUAGUAAGCCAAGUCUUUACACUUUGAAGAAUGUACCAGAGCACUUAGCAAAAUUGUUUAAAAUAGAGGGAGGUAAAGGCAAAUGUAACUUAAAUUCAGGCUAUGCAUUUGAGUAUGAACCAUUGAAGAAAGAAUUAGAAAAUUCUGAAUCAAACGCUGUCUCCUUAUUGUCUCAUUUAUGGCUAGCAAAUACAGCAGCAGCUUUGAGAAUAAAUACAGAUUUGCUGCCUACCAGCUACCAGCUGGUCAAGUUUGAAGAUAUUGUUCAUUUUCCUCAAAAAACUACUGAAAGGAUUUUUGCUUUUCUUGGAAUUCCUUUGUCUCCUGCUAGUUUAAACCAAAUAUUGUUUGCCACUUCCACAAACCUUUUUUACCUUCCAUAUGAAGGAGAAAUAUCACCAACUAAUACUAAUGUUUGGAAACAAAACUUGCCUAGAGAUGAAAUUAAACUAAUUGAAAACAUCUGCUGGACACUGAUGGACCGACUAGGAUAUCCAAAGUUUAUGGACUAAAUGCUGCAGGUCAGCAGAAAUUUGCACUAAUGCUUCCCCACCCGCUUUGUGGAUAUGGACUAGAAGAGUUUGUUUAUUCUUGUAUUGUGUGUGUGUGUGUGGGUGUGUGUGUGUGUGUACUUUUAUUUGCACAGAGAGAUUAUUUAAAAAAUAGGCACCAUAUUUGGCCUAGCAGGAUUUAUUUUUAUGUUACCACUUUCCUUGCUUUUGUUUCUGAAUUUUUUUUCUGCUAAAAUAUUUCUGUUUCAGAAGUUAGAUGAAAUUAUACCAUGGGCUUCCGGGAAGAUGGGAAGAUUUUAAAGGAUUUUGUUUAACUUGCCUUCUUCUGUAACUGUGCUAAUCUAUCUGGGGACCUCAUACACUACUAAAGGCCUUGCAGUUGCUGCUUUACCCAAGCAUCUCUUCUUUUCAAGAUGGACUACAAAAGUUCCUUAUCUUUUUGAAAAGGUCUUUUAACACACUUAUCUUGCACAAAGAAAAAGAAAAAAAAAGUGAAUUCCUUUUACUUUAUAUAACACUCAGUGAUAUCACUGGAGAAAUGGCGUUAAGUUCCUAUCAGAACUAUAAGAUUCCUUCUGGAAAUGCAGAUGGAAAUACAGAAUAAAGAUUUUUUUUUUUUUUUUUAAGUCAGAAAUAGUAACCUGGAAAGUUUCCUUAAAAUUUUUUACUUACAAAUAACAAGAAAUAAGUCUGAACAGUCUGGGUGCUGAGGGCUGGUUUUUUAGACAUGCUUGUCUGUUUAAAAGUCUCUUUUUGACUUCCUGAAGCUACAGCUGUUUGCCAUUACACUAUUCCCACCCUGUCCUUUUUGUCACUGUCCAGCAAAACAGUCAGUAGGUACUAAUUGCUGACCUCCCUGUGUUUGUGGAGUUUUCCUUUUUUUGAUGAUUAAUUUUGCAUUAAAGACUGACACAGAAACAAAUUUAUUUUUUGUGGAAUUACCACUGUAUGAGUCAAAGAAAGCCGUGCCACUGCUGCCAGUGUUUUCUUAGACUGGAGACAGAAUUGGAAAACUGCCUGACUUUUCUUGCUUCCUUUUGAGUGAGUUUACAGACCGCCAGUGUCUGCAAAAUUGAAGGCAAAUGGGAGAUGAUGUCAGAGGCAUCUGUUUCUUUUACCAUCUGCAUCUUAUUAUAAAUGUAGUCAACAUCAAAUGUGGUUCAUUUUCCUUUGCUGGGUUCUGAAAUCAAAAUGCUAUGCCAUUAUAAGCCAGUGGAGUAAUUACAAUGUAUUGGAUGAAAACUAUCAGGCAGUGUCGAGACUUGAUGAAAAUCUUUGUACAGAUUGCAGUCUUCUUCCUGAUGCUUCAAACUACAAACUGUAGUUCCUUCAAGCUCUCUAACACUUAGAGUCUGUCAUUCUGACCUAGAUAAAAGUGGUUCUGUCUCAGUAGUUUGUUAUUAUGUCAAAAUGUGCCUCCAAAGUGAUAAAGCUGUGGAUAUGUUACAUUCCA
This is a messenger RNA of Marmota monax (woodchuck), 6274 nucleotides long. It is a transcript of the gene Dsel, whose product is annotated as dermatan sulfate epimerase like. The transcript is spliced from 2 exons. The coding region runs from base 1183 to 4821 and encodes 1212 amino acids. The record is from RefSeq and is a predicted model, not a curated record. Gene Ontology annotation, molecular function: sulfotransferase activity; chondroitin-glucuronate 5-epimerase activity. NCBI's taxonomy places the organism in Eukaryota, Metazoa, Chordata, Mammalia, Rodentia, Sciuridae.